This is a messenger RNA of Puccinia graminis f. sp. tritici CRL 75-36-700-3, 1567 nucleotides long. RefSeq lists its product as uncharacterized. Lineage: Eukaryota; Fungi; Basidiomycota; Pucciniomycetes; Pucciniales; Pucciniaceae. Bases 115 to 1512 code for a protein of 465 amino acids. The record is from RefSeq and is a predicted model, not a curated record. The transcript is spliced from 10 exons.
AGCACGACGAAAGACCAUUGGUUUUUAGAAGAAGAAGAUCACCCGUCCUUUGUCGCAAUUUUUUCUUUAGAUUCAACUUCUAAGCCCGGUGCUAUAACUUCAACACACCCACAGAUGGCAUCCCACAGCACGUCCAAGACGGACAUCAUAGUCAAGGGUAUUCUGGGAUCCCAGAUCAUGUCGGUGCCGUUUGCGUGUGCCCUGUCGUCCAUCUCCUUGGUCCUGGCGUCGCGGUUCCUGUCGAAGACCUCAACCACUCGGCCGCCCCUGCGAAGAUACUUCGAAUACCAAUCUGGUGCUACGAGGCCCACUCGGAUGGUCUUCGCCCGUCUAGGAGCAGUCCUCGUCGCCACCGUUUGUGUCGUAAUGACCAUCAUGGAACUCACCAUUGUCUACCAGACUGCAGUCACCCAUGCCAACGAACCCAAUCACGAACAUGUGAUUCCAUGGACAUCUUCAAUGGUUCCUCUCUUGACUUCGAUUGUUAGCAUUGCAACCCAGAGCUAUUUUUCCGACAAAAUCCUGCACCAAGUCCAACGACCAAAACUCUUCUUUCCAUUCCUAAUUCUGCUGGGUCUUGGCUCCUUGUGCAUUGGCACCGCCGCCACAAUCUCCUUACUAAUCAACCCGUUCCAAGGACCUACAGUCCGAGGAAUCUCGGUGUCCGAAGGCCUGUUCUGGGCGUACCUCGUCAUAACUACGCUCAGUAGCUUGAUCAUCAGCUUCAUCCUCAUAGGCUCAUACCUGAAAGACCGAAGAGCCGCUAUAAUGGAAUCGCAGCGCUCUGGCCAAUCUCCUGGAUUUACAACGACGACCUCCAUCCUCCGGUUCUUCCUCUCCACAUACGCACUGGUUUUUGUGUUCGAUUUGAUGUGUCUGAUCACGUCGAUCGUCUCCGCAUCUUCGAACUUCGAGGUCGCCUUCAAUGCCAGCAAGGCGUUCCUAGUCUUACAAAAACUGAUGGUACGAGUCAUGGCAGUUUCCUAUCUAUAUGCUCUCUUAGACGGAGUGCCAAAGAAUCCCAUCUUCAGUCCGCCCAACGAAGCCCAGCUCAAAACCCUGUACUCGACGCCGCCCGAGCCGGGCUUCAAGACGCCCAAAAACACCGCCCAUCCGGCCAAGCACUCGAAGUCCAAACUCAAAAACAUCCAAAGCUCUGUCUCACGCACCUUGAACAAAUACGAGAGCGAGAAGCAUAAACCGCUGCCCAUCGAAGACGAAGAGGGCGAAAUCUUCUCGUACUCGUACCCGCCGAAUUCCGCUUGUUCGAUGACCGCCAAAGCGGUCAGAACCCCUGGGGCCGGCAACUUCAAAUAUGAUUGGGAGCCAGUGACGCAGAACCUGGACUACAUCAACAUGCCAUCGUCAGCCAAGAGAUCCCAAAACAACCUGUCGCCAGGACCCGGUUGGAAGCCGUCCCCGAUAGGUUAUGCUCAACAUCCUCCAAGCUUGCCGUCGAUCCCCCUUCAAUUUAGAGAGAAUCAGCCGCUGCCGGCGCUUCCAAACCAGUAAUCAAACCCUCACCCGGGGUUGGAACUCUCCUUCAAAACAAUUCGAUCCCUUCUUU